Penicillium crustosum is the source of this 1425-nucleotide messenger RNA. RefSeq names its product fungal specific transcription factor domain-containing protein. Gene Ontology annotation, molecular function: zinc ion binding; DNA binding. Gene Ontology annotation, biological process: DNA-templated transcription. The transcript has 2 exons. Gene Ontology annotation, cellular component: nucleus. Lineage: Eukaryota; Fungi; Ascomycota; Eurotiomycetes; Eurotiales; Aspergillaceae. Bases 1 to 1425 code for a protein of 474 amino acids. The record is from RefSeq and is a predicted model, not a curated record.
AUGUGGAUCGGUCUUCUGUUCAGCAUGGUCUGCCUUGCCUGUUUGACUACGGAUACGUUCGACGCCGAAGUGGAACAUCUAUCACUUCAGAUUGAGCUCUAUCGAGAAAAGAUUGUCCAAUGCCUAGUGUUAGGCGAAUAUACUAGAUCAGGGCCAUAUGUCCUUCAAACGGUGAUCAACUACGUCUACGUCGAAUUUUGCCUUCGUACAGACGCUGAUCAAGAUACGUGGUAUUUGCUGGCCUUGGAAAUAAAUUUGGCCAUGCAGAUGGGCUACCACCACGAUUCCAGUCAUUUCCCUGGAAUUUCUCCCUUUCAGGGAGAGAUGCGUCGCCAUCUGUGGGCGACGGUCUUGAUGGGGGACACACUCGUGUCGAAUCAAAUGGGCAUGCCACGCAUGAUAUCCGACUCGAAAUGGGAUACAGCCGAACCGCGAAAUUUGAAUGACACGGACUUCGACGAACAGUCAAAAGACCUUCCUCCGUCGCGUCCAUUGACCGAAUACACUAAUUCCCUCGGACUGAUCGCUCGACGACGUAUCUUGGCAGCACUGGGCACAGUGGCCGACCUCACAGACGCGGUUAAGCCAUAUAGUUAUGCAGAUGUGAUGCAUGUCGACGGCAUACUGCAAGAGGCCAUAGUCAGUAUUCCGCCCCUUUUGCAGAUGAAGCCCUUGGCGACGAGUGUGACGGACUCUCCACAGGUCAUCAUGUCGCGAUUAUUCUUGGGUCAUAUGGUCUAUAAAGGCCAGAUUGCUCUUCAUCGCAGGUUUCUAUAUACAAGUCCGACUAAUCCAGACGAUGAUCCAAUGGGCUACUCGCGAAAAGUCUGCUUGGAUGCUUCGCUGGGCAUGCUGAAUAUCCAACACAUGCUUGAUGAGGAAACAUGCCCGGGCGGCCAACUUCAUACCAUGAGGUUCCGCGUGACUUCCAUUAUGAACCAUCAAUUCCUCACCGCUACUAUGGUACUAUGUUCCAUUCUGUAUCGGGGGAAAGCAUUACAGCGCGAGCAAGAAAUUCGGGCAUCCCUUCAAAUCUGCAGGUCCAUUUGGAUGCGAAAGAGUCCCACUUCCAAGGAAGCAACAAAAGCCGCCGAAACAGUUAGUUUCGUCCUCGCAAAAGCCGGCGAUAGUGGCAAGUCCAACCUCGGUUUCAGGCAAGAUGUCUCCCGCGAUUUACAAGGCAAUGAUCAAACGAACACCUUCCUCGAAAAUUCUGCCAAUUUUGCCGGUCAACCCCUGGACGAAGGACUGCUACUACCAGAUUAUAUGAGUUUAUUCGAGCCCGAUCGUUUUCUCGCGACAGGUUCCUUUGGAAUGUGGACUUCGUCCAACCAGCAAGGUCAGCAAUUCGGACCGAACUUCAACGCAUUAGACAGACCAUCUGACGGUGGGACGGCGAUGAAUAUGCCAGGGCAACCAUGGUAA